AUGAACCGAAAGUUCUCUACUGCUGAAAAAGGCAAAGGUAUAGACCAACCUGUGGAACCUACAAGAGCUACAAGGGUUAGGGUUCCUCACUUUGACCCGGCUGAGCUAGUCCAUAACCAUGACUUGAUGCUCAUAGGACGUAUUACCAAUCCAAAAAUCCAGAAGAUGUGGGCGCUGUUACCGUUCUUAGCUGACCAUUGGAAGGUUUCCUCUCGGCCUGUGUGUGCUGACAUGGGACACGAGAGAUUUCAGUAUCAGUUUGCUUGUGAGGAGGACAUACAAUUGAUUAUGGCCAAUAGACCUUACCAUUUUGCUCAUUGGAUGGUCAUCCUCCAGAGAUGGGAGCCCACAGUGGCUUCUCCUUUCCCUUCUCAAAUACCUUUCUGGAUUAAGGUGCAUGGGGUCCCAAGCCACCUCUGGUCCAAUGCUAUGUUGCUGAGCCUGGCAUCCAACAUAGGACAUUUCGAGUCCUCAGAAAUUAUAACCUCAUCAGCUAGGGUGAGAGUGAUGAUUAAUGGCCUUAAACCGCUGAUAAUAUCUUCUACCUUGGAGUUUUCUACUGGGGAUGAAGUGAAGGCUGAGCUGGUAUAUGAGAGAUUGGAAAUACAUUGUUCUUUGUGUCAUAUGCUAGACCAUGACAUCAAAGAAUGUCCAGAGUCAGAGGAGAGACAAUCCCAUAAGUAUAUUGAAAACACACAGAGAGAAGACAAAUGCUGA
Messenger RNA from Arabis nemorensis, 717 nucleotides. The record is from the annotation of a GenBank genome assembly. NCBI's taxonomy places the organism in Eukaryota, Viridiplantae, Streptophyta, Magnoliopsida, Brassicales, Brassicaceae.